AUGCACCAAGCGUUCGCCCAUGACCCUAAGUGUGAAACCGUCAAGCACAAGGCUCCUGCUGCGGCCUCAUCGCUGGCAACCCAGGCCGAUCUCGCCUCGCGCCUCGGGCAGCGGGCUGGACCAGCAGCUGCGGGCGGCAGCCGCGGACUUUCAGCAGCCACCCGAGGUGCGGCAGCGCGCAAGAUUGGCUCCGACGCCACCUAUCUGCCCCACGUCCAACAGGCUUUCGGCAUGAGGAGCAUGCGCAGCUUCGCGGGCAGCAUCCCCCUCGCCUACAUCGCCCAGUCCAUCUGGACCCUCAGCCGCCUCUGCUAA
This is a messenger RNA of Prorocentrum cordatum, 315 nucleotides long. NCBI's taxonomy places the organism in Eukaryota, Dinophyceae, Prorocentrales, Prorocentraceae. The record is from the annotation of a GenBank genome assembly.